Messenger RNA from Nelumbo nucifera (sacred lotus), 3474 nucleotides. The record is from RefSeq and is a predicted model, not a curated record. Lineage: Eukaryota; Viridiplantae; Streptophyta; Magnoliopsida; Proteales; Nelumbonaceae.
AUGAACUUAACAUCGGACAUCAAAAUUCAGCAGCAACAAAGGGAACAACUAGAUGUUACAUGGUUCUUGGUGGGACUAAAAAUAGAGUAUGAACCUGUCAAAGCACAGAUAUUGGGAGGAUCUGCUCUCCCUGCUCUAGAAGAAGUGUUUGCCCGUCUCCGUAGGAUAUCUCUUAGCCCCAUAGAGAGUAACAUAACUUUCGAUAGAUCAGCACUGGUUAGCACUCGAGGUGGUUCUUAUGGACACAAAGGAGGUGGCCGUACAAUUAAGGGAGGCCGUAGUAACCCUAUGGGUGGUCGUAGCAGUGAAGGAGGUGUGAUUCAGGGGGAGGCUGUGGCAGAGGAAGGGGGAGCACAACAAGGAAGUGCACACAUUGUGGGAGAGAAGGACACACAGUUUACUUUUGUUAUGAUUUACAUGUCCCACCAUCCACAGGUUCCUCUUCCUCUUCUAGUUGAUAAUUCCAUUCCGGUGGUUCCCAUUAUGCCUGAGUCUCCACCUUCUCCAUUACAGGAGCGUACUGAAAGACCACCAAUCCAUCAAGUGUAUACUGAUCGACAAAAACCAGCACCUCCACCACCUUCUACCUCGGAGGCAGAUCUAGCUCCUUCCACAAUUGAAUUUGCUUUUGAUCUUGACCUUCCUAUUGUAUUGCGGAAAGCCGGGAAGAUCUUACUAGUAGUUUAUGUGGAUGACAUAGUCAUAAUUGGCAGUGAUAGAGUUGGGAUUGAUAGAUUGAAGACUUUCCUACAAGAUCACUUUCAGACAAAAGAUCUUGGGAAGUUGAAGUAUUUCCUGGGUAUAGAAGUUGCUACAUCAAAGCAAGGCAUAAACCUCUGUCAACGGAAAUAUGAAGAAGUCUUUAUGGAUCCACCUCUGGGAUAUGACAUGAAAAGUAAGGUUUUCAAGCUGAAGAGAGCUUUGUAUGGUUUGAAACAAUUGCCUUGGGAAUGGUUUGAAAGGCUGUGCAAAGCAAUGAAAGUUGUGGGAUAUACUCAAGAUAGUGCAGAAAACACCUUGUUUUAUAGGAAGAAGGGAAAGAAACUAACUGCAUCGAUUGUAUAUGUUGACAUGGCACAAUCCAUUAAGGAAAUUUACUUACCAGAUAUCAAAGUAUUGUACCAGAAAAUCACUGCAAAUUUGCAAAAGCAAGACUCUCUUACACAGCCACCGAAGUCAGAACAAAAUAGCAAGUUAAAAACACUUAAGAUCAUGCUGGAUUCGUUUAUACAUUUUUUGCAUCUUCCAAAGAGUAACAUUGGACCUUCAGAUAAAGAGAAGCUGGAUAACUUUGAUAGAAAUAUUAUUGGUCUUCUUAACUCCAUGAGGGCCAAGAAGCAUGUCUCUGGAAACCAGCAAGGACAGCAGCAGCUUCGUCCACCUUGUGCUCAGUCACACACCAUGCAGCAACAGCAGCAGCAACUACAAUCUCAAAUUCAUUUGAUGCCGCCUCAUGAAAAACGGAUGAACACCCAGAUGCAACCAAUGAACUUGCAAAGUUCUGUGACAUCCAUAAAACCAGCUGCUGUAACAAGCAUGCGCCAUGGUUCCAUUCCUCAAUCAACCAGUUUGGGUUUUCCAACUGCACAACCAAACAUGACAAGUUCACUUCAGAAUUUGGAGUCUGGACAAGGAAAUGCGCGUAGUUCGUUGCAGCAAAGAGUUAUUGGAUCUCUGCAACACAACACUAUGAUUACAACUCAGCAGGAAAACAUUAACUCUGCAUCACAAGGCCCUCUGAUGUUGCGUCCUAAAAUUUAUUCCUAUCAGCCAAGUUCUUAUAUGCUUCAAAACCAACAAUUGAGGCAACAACAAGAGCAGCAGGUUAUUCAGACACAACAGCUGAAGCAGCAAUGUCAACAGCGCCAGGUGCACCAGCAAUUGUUUCAGCAACAGAAACCUCAGAAUCUGCAGCAGCAGUUACACCAGCAAAAGCAACAGCAACCUGUAGGGAACCACAUGUCACUCCAUCAUAUUAAUGAUGCUGAUGACAUGAAUAUGAAACAAGGCAUGAGUGUUAAAUCAGGAACAUUUCAGAAGCCCUACAUGGCAGGUCAGCACUCAGUUUAUCAUAAUCAACAGAGAAAACCAAAUGCUUCCAUUCCUAUUGCUUCUCCCCAGCUCCUUCAAGCUACAUCCCCUCAAAUUUCACAGCAUUUUUCACCACAAAUUGACCAGCAAAAUUUGCAUUCUCUGUCAAGAUCUGGAACACCUUUACAUUCUGCAAAUUCACCUUUCGUUGUUGCUUCUCCUUCUACUCCCUUGGCGCCAUCUCCUAUUCCUGGGGAUCUUGAGAAACAAUCUCCAAGUGUUUGUUUGCUUUCAAAUACUGGAAACACUGGACAACCACAAACAGAUAUUACACCGUCCCAAGGCCAAUCCCAACUUCUUUCCAUUGCCACACCUGGCAUAUCACCCUCCCCCUUGCUUGCAGAGUUUACUGGUCCAGACAUUGAUCUGGGUACUACAUCCACUAUUAGUUCUGAAAAAUCAGGUGCUACAGAUCGGCCUCUAGAGCGCUUAAUUAAAGUGGUUAGAUCUAUAUCAUCUAAAGCAUUGGGUGCUUCUAUGGGUGAGAUUAAGUCAGUUGUUAAUAUUGAUAGAAUAACAGGGUCAGAACCUAGCAAGGAAUCCAUACAUUCUAUUAAUGAGGAUUUGGUGGCAAUGCAAAAGCUUCAUUUGCAAAGAAGAAAAUUCUUCUCACAAGAUGUCAUAUUUCAAUGCCUUGAUACUUUGGUGGUUGAAGCCUUUGGUUGCAGCAAUGAUGACCAACCUUUGAGUCAUGUGAAGAAAAUAGAUUCUGUUGAUCAGGUCAUGGAAGACAAAAGGUAUGCAACAAAUAAAAUGAAACGUCAGACAAGUUCAAUGCCCUUGAAUGAUGUCUCAUCGAGCAUUACAGAUGAUGAUUUCGAGCAGUCACACUCUCUGGAAGUGUGUGAGUUCAAUUCAACUGCGACAUCUAGGAUCAAAAGACCUAGAAUUGAGGCCAACCAUGCACUACUAAAAGAAAUCAGGGAGAUAAACCAACAGCUAAUAAGUACUGUGGUUGAAGAGGAUACCAUCCCAAUUAUAGGUUCUGACACUGAUGAAAGUGGUGAAGGCACCAUUGUCAAGUGCUCGUUCAGUACAGUGGCUCUGAAAGUGGACUUUAUACCAGACUAUCCAUCAUCACUAAUGUCACCAAUUCUGCCUCUACGAUUGCUUGUUCCCACAAAUUAUCCAGAUAGUUCCCCAAUACCCUUAGACAAGUUGCCUGGUGAAUUGAGUAAAGAGUAUGAAGAUCUUUCAGCUAAGGCAAAGUCAAGAUUUUCUCUGUCUCUCCGCAAUCUUUCGCAGCCUCUGUCACUUCGAGAGAUGGCUAAGACUUGGGACUUGUGUUCUCACAUGGUUUUAGCAGAGUAUGCCCAGCAGAAUGGAGGGGGGACCUUCAGCUCGAAAUAUAGUACUUGGGAGAAUUGCAUGGGCGCUGCUUGA